Fundulus heteroclitus (mummichog) is the source of this 5680-nucleotide messenger RNA. It is a transcript of the gene sack1hb, whose product is annotated as family with sequence similarity 83 member Hb. Gene Ontology annotation, molecular function: keratin filament binding. The record is from RefSeq and is a predicted model, not a curated record. Gene Ontology annotation, cellular component: keratin filament. Lineage: Eukaryota; Metazoa; Chordata; Actinopteri; Cyprinodontiformes; Fundulidae. Gene Ontology annotation, biological process: protein localization to cytoskeleton; intermediate filament cytoskeleton organization; positive regulation of cell migration. The transcript has 8 exons. Bases 337 to 4110 code for a protein of 1257 amino acids.
CCCUUCCUGUCAGCUUUCUCUGCGCUCUUUCCUCAUUCUCAGGCGCUCAUCCACGCAGCGACUCUGCCGCGGCGGCUCCGGAGGAUCCACACACCGCCGAGAGGAGCUCUCAGCCCGGCGCCAGCGAGUGCACGCGCUCCGGACAGUUGGGUGGAGCUCCUGUCCGAUCUGAGGAAUGUGACACAAGGGGACGAGGAAGGAGGCCCGAGUCGGCGGUUUGACCGCGGAGAGCGAAAACACCCCCCCAGGUCGAUACAAAGACGAGAGAGGGAACAAGUUGUGCUGCGAACCGAGGAGAGGCUUUCGACUUGACUUUCGACCGCACCCAGUCCAACAAUGCCGCACCGGUCACAGAGCUCAUCGGUUGGCGAUAAUCCGCUUGACCCAAACUAUCUGCCCCCGCACUACCGCGAGGAUUAUCGUCUAGCUAUCGAUGCUCUGAUAGAAAAUGACAUACAGGGCUACUAUGAAUUCCUCCAGACGGCAGAUUUGGUGGGCUUCCUGUCCGAGACGGAAAUUCAAUAUAUCAGGUCCACUCUUCAGGGACCAAGCCAGCCCUCGGGCGCCCCAGAGCUUACAUAUUAUGAGGGAGGACAGGAUGCUGAGGGCUCCUCCGACACCUACUGGCCAAUGCAGUCUGACCUGGCUGCGCCGGGGCUGGACCUGGGAUGGCCGACUCCACAGCUCAGCUUCAUUGGACCCACAGAGGUCACAACUUUGGUCAACCCCUGUGACCCAGAAAUGCCUAGCAUUAAGGAGCAGGCGAGGAGACUCAUCAAGAAUGCACGCCAAGUUAUCGCAAUUGUGAUGGACAUUUUCACUGAUGUUGACAUUUUUGCGGACCUCUUGGACGCAGCAGGACGCCACGUUCCUGUUUACAUUUUACUGGACGAGAAAGACGUUCAUCACUUUGUCUCCAUGGUCAUGAGCUGCAAAGUCAACUUGGAUUUAAUUCAUAUGAUGCGUGUCAGGACUGUUGCAGGAGUGACAUACUACUCACGGACAGGGAAAUCAUUUAAAGGUCAGGUCAAAGAUCGCUUUCUCUUGACUGACUGCAGUGCUGUCCUCAGUGGAAACUAUAGUUUUAUGUGGUCGUAUGAGAAGAUCCAUCGCUGUAUCGCACAUCUCUUCCUUGGCGAACUGGUCACUACUUUUGAUGAGGAGUUUCGUAUCCUCUUUGCUCAAUCGGAGCCCCUGGUCAUUGAUCUAUCCAGUGGGCCACUCACUAUCCCCGACCCAGGCACCAGCAGCUACAUGAACACCCAGUUUGGUUUGCAGAGGUCACAGUCUCUACGUAGUUACAGAAGACAGCCUGAGAUUCCCUCUGCCUUCCCAUAUGGGGAGCUAGAUCGUAACUCCUCGCUGCCUUUCCGGAGGACUGAGUCGUUUCGUCACACCCUGGACCCUAGUGCAGGAAUUACAAUAGGGAAAUAUUCUCAGCAACAGUUUCGUCUCCAGCAGUCGUUCCUGGAGCAGGGAAAGUCCAUUGUGUCCAGGCAGAUGGAGAUGAGUUCAAGUGCCUACAAGAGACACAGCUAUGCUGAAGGAACUCAGGAAAACUACUCAUCUUCACGACAAUACAUGAAGCACAGAGUAAUGAACAAUCUGGAUGAAACAGAUUUUCGCAGAGAGCAAAUGUCAAGUAGCCAUUUCUACAGUGAAGGUCCUGGACCUGGUUCUGGCCAUGGACACUACGACCGACUUCGAGGCCGUCCUUCUCACCUGGCUAUUGACCAGUAUUCAGAAUCAAGUUUUCACUCGGAUCGAGAGCCUGUACCCGGAAGCAGAGACUACUUUUCAUCUGAGGACCUGAGAGGCCCUGAGGGGCUCCACCCCCCACCUGUAGCUGGGAGGUAUGGAGGAGGAUCCGGUAGUCGUAGACCAACCAUAGGUCAAGCAUAUGCUUGUCAGAGCUCGCCAACGCAUCUGCACCCACAAGAGAAAGGACAGUCUCAAAAGCAAUCUGAUCAAGAGUACAAUCAAGAUCCAACUGUAAAGCAAGGCAUGAGGAGUUGGAGAAUUCACUCGUAUCUGAGUGCUUAUGAAGAUGGAGGAGAAGAAGGCUUGCCUCAGCCUAUGGGUCAUGACACAUUUGAUGAGCCCUUGCCUGCUGAACCGCCAGGCACAUCUGAAGGUUUAGCUCCAGUCUUUGGAAUAAAGGAUCCACCAACUGUUCCACCCAAGCCCAGACCGGAUAUACUUAGACGUCGGUUUGGAAAGCCAAUAGUACCCGAGAGCACCAACAAAGACUCUGCCCCAACAGCAAGGGAUGAUGUGCAUCCCUCUUUCACUGAGUUUAGGUCUUCUAUUUUGGAGAGAAGAGACAGAGAGGUAGAGAAAGAAAAGGACAGAGAGUCAGAAAGAGAUUCAUCCAAGGAGAGGGUAGAAGAAUCAGAUGCUAAGGAAACUCCAGAUCUCUUUUUGUCCAGACAUGAAUCGUUCCGCUCACGCGUAAACCCUCUCCUCCAGCGUAGCUCUCGCCUGCGCUCCUCGCUUAUAUUCUCGUCUUCCAAAGCAGAGAUACACAGUAGCACCCUGGGUCUAACACCAGCAACAGAAGAAGACGACCAGUUAGAUUCGGGACGCACUACCUCCCUUGUGGCCCAAAUUCUUGAAAAGAGACGGUCUUGGUCUCGUGAGCCUUUGGAUUGGCGAAAGAAAGCUGAAGAAAAAGAUAAGAAAGAAAAGGAAGAGAGAGAGAGAGAGGAAAAGGUGAAGGAAAAGGAAAAUGAGAUGAGGGAAAAACAACAGAAAAUGGAAAUAGAAAAGAAAUAUCUGAUUAAGGAAAAAGAAGAACCCCAUGCUACUGACAACACUGGAGAAAAGACAACACUGAGCUCUCAGACAACUGAAGUCAAACCCUCAGUAAAUAUAAAUGACCCAGCUAGUAGACUACAGUAUUUUAAAGAUCUGGAGAACAAGAGAAAAGCCUCAAAAAUGGAGACAGAGCUAUCUCAAAAAGCCUUGGAGCCUGCUGAAAAAAAGCCAGGACUUUCUGAGAAGCCUCCUCUCAACACUACCGGUCCUCCAAAAAGCCCAAAUGUAAACAUCAGUUCAACAGAACAAGACCCCAAGAAGCCUCUCAACACUACGGCUCCUCCAAAAGUUCCAACUGUAAACGUCAGUUCAACAGAACAAGAACCCAAGAAGCCAGACAUCUCAGCAAAACUGGCAGAGCACAAUCGCAGACAUUCAGUGAGUUCAGCCAAGCCUUCAAUAAUUACACCAAAGCCUUUUGUAAGUUCACUGAAGUCUUCGGAGGCAUUGCAUCCCAACAAAAAGGAGAACGAGACAGAUGGUCAGAUGAAAGAUGAAUCCAAGGGUCUAAAGCCUUUUCCAUCACCUAAAAUCUUCAGGAAAGAUCACCUAAAGAUUAAGUCCCUGAAUCCCCGUCGCACCUCCUGUAGCGAGGAUAUUCUGACAAAAGAUGCAACAGAUGCUGAGAAGAGUGAAAUGAAAAAGAGCCGCUCUCACAGUUCUUCAACGCUGCCACGUGAGGAGUCUAGGGAAGGACUGCACAAGAUUAUGGGAUCUACUACUUCAUUAAAUACAGUCAGUGAGGGGAAGGGUGAUGGUAAGACACUUGAAUUCCUAAAGAAACAGACUCAGAGGUUAAAGGGACUUCUGGGGCCAAAGGAUAAAGAGAAGAAAGCCUCAGGAGACGACAAGGGCAUGAGCACAGUCAUGGAGGUGGCUGAUGAUACAAGCAAAAAGCAAGGCUCCUCAGCAAAAGUCACAACAUCCACAGCUACCGAACAACCCUCCACAAAUCACAAAGAAUCGGCUGGAAAAUCAGCCCCAUCACGCUAUCAGGCCCCGGGAAGCUCCGCUCUGUACAGCAGCAACCUGCGAGACGACACUAAAGUCAUUCUGGAGCAAAUCUCGGCCAACAGCCAGAAAAACCGCCAAGAGCGAGAGGAAACCGGAGGGAACAAAGACAGCAGUGCCACGGACAAAGGAACAGAGACACAGAGCCCCUUUAAGAGGAAUCGAUUUCUACGACCACAGGGCAACACCCAGGAGAGGGAGGGGCUGCUGAAGAGGAUAGAGAGCCUGAGGAAGGAGAAGAAGGUCUACAGCCGCUUUGAGAUGGGGAAUAGCCUGGCAUAACGAAAGAUGGAGGACCGACCUUUUAUGUGGGAACUAUUAAUGCAAGAUGAUCAAAAACAGCCAUUGUCAACUUGUGCCGACAGCAAUCUAUCCUUCUUCAAAGCACCUCUGGUGCAAAAGCUGCAGCCUUUUCUGGAGUGUCGCAAAGAAGUAAUAAAACUUGAAAAGACGAUAUUGAACAUGCUGAGAACAACCUAAAGUCAUUGGGCUUGGAAUGUGCCUCUUUGCCAAGAACUGGUACUACUCUUUCCUUAUAUGGUGACUGAAAGACAAAAGGGACUACUUGCAAGCUGGCUGUGUUGGUUCAACCAAACAGCAACAAGGUAGGCUGACUCACAUAAAACCAAGCUUGUAUGAACGUGGCUGCAGGACUCGAAGAUGAAAACAGACUGCACAUGUUACAGCAGUCCGAAAAGAAAAACAGAUACACGCCAGUCGAGAAAAAAUAAAAAAAAGCACAGCAGUAUUCUGCAGUAAGUGUACAGUACCAGUGUUGUGUGUUUCUGGAAAUGUUUGUAUGCCUGGGAAUAGUUUGUAGGUUAACACGAGAAAGUGUCCUUGUGGUUUCAUCACGUGCCAAUGGCUGACUGAGGCCAUUACUAAAGUCGGAGAGUCAAUGCAAUCCCAAAGAAAUAAAGAUGUGGGUGGUGCUGAGGAUGAAGUUGUGGGUAGUACCGUUGGAAUGAGAAGAGUAAGAUGUGCAAAUAUUUGUGUUUUUUUUUCUAAAGCUUAAACUGCUUCAGCAAGAGUGGGGUUUGAUAAAAGUCAAAGCUGUAGUGAGAUUUAUCAUCUUGAGAGAAAAGUCUUACCUUUCCAUUGAGGUGUGGAGCCACUUUUCAUGGCUAAAGAUGUCAAAUAAUCAUUCAGGGAGGGGAUUUCCUGGUCAGAGGACUUGACUAAUAAUGUAUGCGUGUUUGUUUUAUGUAAAUAAAAAUGUAAAUCAUUUACAGUUGCCAUGCCAUGAGUUAAUGAAAAUAGUUUUGUUAGGAUGUUGCCUUUUUCUUCUAUGGGUUUUCAAUGAGGCAUUACCUCUAAAGGAACACAAGAGAAAAAAAAAAAGUGGGCGUAUUGCACAGUUCUGGAGCAAAGCCAUGCCACCUUACGUAACUCGCUUUACUUCUACGGCCAACGCCCUAAGAAGGACUCCUGGCUAUUUUGUUGGCCUGAUCACAAUUAAAAAGGAAGACUAAGGUGUAUGCUUAACACUUCAAGAGGGCAUCAAAACCUAUUUUGUGUUUUUGUGGAGUACGUCUGAAGACUCGAUUUACUCUUGAGGGUCGAUUUAAAGUUUACAUGGUUUUUAAUUUACCAUUUUACUGUACAUAUUUAUAUAUAAAGAGCUUUGUUCGUGUUUUGCAUUAUAAAUUGAUGCACUGUAAAAGUGAUUUAAUGGUGUUUUUUUUUUUAAUUAACAUGAAUGUGGAGUCAUUUUUGUUAGAUUUUAUUGACAUUACUGUGGGUAAAUCAGUUGCACAGGGUUAUUGUGCUCUUCGUUUUUAGACAUUGAAUAGUAUUAUACUGUUUUUCAACUUCUGCAACAAAAGGUGUUUCAUUAAAUGCUUAAAAACGA